UAGCAUGCGAACACAUCAUGAAACAAACUAAAAGAUCUUUAAAAAAAACACCAAAAUAAGAAAACUGUAUCCUUCCUCAUCAACUGCACGACUGGGGCUCAGCUAACGUCGCUAAUAGCAGUUAGCUCACGAUGCCUCUUUGUUGUCCGUUUUAUUUGGUUGUCUUGUGAUAUUUUGUAGAACACUUUCAAAAGGUUUGUGAGCUAUAUGUAUUGUGUCCAUUUCUAUGAAGGUAUGUGUGUAAUAUUUGAAAAAAUAAUUCCUUUAAAUGAAACUAGUUUUAUCAUACAGGUCUUCUUAAGACGAUUCGAGUGAUAAAAAGUAUCGUUUUCCUGUGAUAAAUAUUAAGUAAGUUAUGAUUUUUUUUUCAACCCGGUGAAAAUGCACCAAUUUAUGGCCAACCUCUUCGAGAUUCAAGAUUGUUUAUUGUCAUAUGCACAGUUAAAGGCCUACUGAAAUGAGAUUUUCUUGUUUAAACGGGGAUAGCAGGUCCGUUCUAUGUGUCAUACUUGAUCAUUUCGCGAUAUUGCCAAAUUUUUGCUGAAAGGAUUUAGUAGAGAACAUCCACGAUAAAGUUCGCAACUUUUGCUUGCUAACAGAAAAGCCCUGCCUCUACCGGAAGUCGCAGACGAUGACGUCACAUGUUGAUGGCUCCUCACAUCUUCACAUUGUUUUUAAUGGGAGCCUCCAACAAAAACAGCUAUUCGGACCGAGAAAACGACAGUUUCCCCAUUAAUUUGAGCGAGGAUGAAAGAUUCGUGUUUGAGGAUAUUGAUAGCGACAGACUAGUAAAAAAAAAAAACGUGAUUGCAUUGGGACGGAUUCAAAUGUUUUUAGACACAUUUACUAGGACAAUUCUGGGAAAUCCCUUAUCUUUCUAUUGUUUUGCUAGUCUUUUAGUGAGUUUAACAGUACCUGAUAGUCGGAGGUGUGUGUCCACGGGUGUGUUGAGGCGCAGUGUCUCAGGGAAGUCGAUGGCAGCUUUAUGGACGGGGCAAGCUCAGCUGAUCUCUGGUGAUGUCCCCCACGUCAAUGAAGCUGCGUGUUCGCCGUUCUGACACAAAAAGGGACACCAACAAUGGUGGCGAAGGAGAACAGCAGCAGGAAGAGGUAAGGAGUCGAGCAAGUGGCAGUGGAAAUCGCAGGGCGAAGAAGACAAAAAACACCAGGAGCGGACAGACCACCACGUCUUCUCCUCCUGCCGCCUCCUCCUCUUCAGUAUCGGCCCGAGCCGCUCUUGCCUCAGAGGAUGCUUCGCCUGACUCCAAGUGCCCCAUCUGUUUGGACCGCUUCAACAACAUGGCUUACUUGGACCGCUGCCUCCACCGCUUUUGCUUCCCAUGUAUCCAGGAGUGGUCGCACAACAAGGCUGAGUGUCCGCUUUGCAAGCAGCCCUUCAAGUCCAUCUUGCACUCGGUGCGUGCACAUGACGACUUUAAGGAGUACACUUUGCGGGCUGCCCCCCCGAGCAGUAGUGUCGCGGCCACAGUGGCAAUGGUAGCGGCUAUGGCAUCUGCGGCAAGGAACGACCAGCAGAUGAGGCUCCUGCUAAGGAGGCACCGAGUCGCUGAUGGCACGGAAACCACUGCCAGGAGGCGUAGAAGGGAGGAGGAACGUGGCGUUUGGGAGUGGUAUCUGGAUGUCCCACCUCUUUCGGUCCCUCCUCAUGAUGAAUACGCCGAUGACGAGCAGCACCUUAGGGGUGCGGCCAACCUGGCGGAGCACGGCGUCAUAUUUGAAGGCCUGGGGGGCCCCGGAGCGGGCACGGCCCCAAACGACAGCGCAUCACGGCGGCUCAUGACCCGAUUGUCGGCAAGGCUACGUCUUCAGCAAGAAGGUGGGGUUCUGCGACGUCUUAGGGAACGGGAGGCAGUGGCCUUUCGUCGUGCCCUCUACCGCUGCAGUGUCCGUGUACAUGGCGUAGCUGGUGUGAGUGAGACCGAAGCGCAGCGUGAUAUCACGGUCGAUGGCUUCCGACGGGACCCCACCCAACUGAACAGACUCCGUCCCUGGCUGCGCCGGGAGCUCACAGUGCUGUACGGUGCGCAGGGCUCACUCUUAAACAUCGUACAGAGCUUCAUCAUAGCAAGACUGGCUCGACACGGCCUGGAAGACACGCCCACUAUCGAGGAAGAUUUGCGGCCAUUCCUAUUGGCCCGAACAGAGCACUUUCUCCACGAGUUGGUCAGUUUUGCCCGUUCGCCACUCACAAUGGACAACUACGACCUGGAAGCUGUGUACCAGCCGCUGCCCAACGCCAUGGAGCUGGACGCCUCGAACGGUGACUCCGCCAACAGCUCCGUAAUUGCUAUCUCCGAAGGGGAGGAAGCAGAAGAGGAAGCGCAUCCCAAUAAUGUCAUUCCAGAUGGAAGUUCACUCAGCCUCUCAGCCUGGGACGACGAGACGCCGGGCCCCUCUUACUCCACUUCAGAGGCGUUAAGCCCCGCCCCAACGGAAGCAGUCAAUGAGGAGGGCGAGUGCAUGAUCGUAGGAUACAAAAAGCCAAUGGCCGAACGCACACCUGAACUCGUACAGCUGUCUUCUGACACAGAAGGGGAGGAGCUCCAAAAGACAGAGCCCCUCUCCACAUUACCUCCAAUCACUACCUCCAUCUCGACCCCUAUAAAGGCAAAAGACACGGAGGGCGGCAGGGCUUGUUUCUCUGGCUCAGGCAGCUCGCUAUGCACAAUCAGUCCGCCUCUUCCCGAAGCCAAGAGCACCAGGAGGAGGAGAAAAAGGAAAAGGCGGGGUGUAAGCGGUAUCUCGGCCAAUCCCAAUCGCUGCAUUUAUCCUGCAAUGAUGUGCUCACCUAUGCGCUCAAGCAUUGAGUCCAUCUCACCGCUCCUUGUCAGCCCGGCAGACUCCGCCUCCGAAUACUGCUCAUCUCGGGACUCCCGUCUCACCACUUCUUCCUCCUCCCCCUCGUCCUCCUCGUCCUCGCUCUGCUCCUCCCCACAACCGUCAUUGCCUCACACGCCGGCACGCACACCCGAAGAGAAGCCUGGCGGGAAGAGAAAGUACAAGAGCCGACACCUUGACCGCCACACAGACCCCAGCUGGAGGCCGCGAGGGAGGAAGAACAAAAGAAGGAAGCGUGGCAGAUCAGAUAUGAGCAGCAGACGCAGUCCCAGCGUGGAGAUUGUCUACGAAGGCACUGCCUCCUCAAUAUCCACCCGUAAACGCCACCACAAGACACAGCAGCACAGCAGGCCGCCGCCCAUCAUCACGCUGGACAGCGAUAGCAGUCCGCCAAGCAGCCAACAUGCUGAUGACUUGGGUCAUCUUCCACCUCUCUCAUUGGUGCGCAUGGCCAGUGUGGGCGUGGCCGCAGCUGUUGACAUUGGGGAACUUCCUGUAGAUAUCCUAGAUGAGGUAUCAGACCGGUCUGAGGCGGAGCCAGCUUUUCACAACGGUAAUGGCGGUGAUCGCCAUUCGCUCAGUAACAAUGGGCGUAGCGAAGAAGGACAGCCCAUUGCUGACACACAAGGACUUAUCAGGGAGCUUGUUUCAAAACAAACAGAAACAACCUUUUGCAACAUCACAGAUGACCUCUCCAUGACCUCACCUGAUGCCUUCAGGGGUCACAACAAGGAGAGGCCACCGUCUCUUAAUUUCCCAGACCCCACCUCCUAUUCCUCACCACCCCCUCUGAGACGUGCCCCUCCCAGCAAGGAUGCAGCGCCCCGCCUUGUCGAGACAGAGGACGAUGUGUCCGUCCACUUCUCUACUGGCCUUUCAGUCCCUACUGUAAGUAUGACAGACGUAUUCUCACAUCUUGACUACCUGCAUGAAGGUCGCGGGGUUCCCCAUGGCGGUGACUUUGAGUCCUCCAGUGUAGUUCCGGUUGACAGCACCGCUGCAGGAAGUGACCACAGCGUCUCACCUGCUCCCCCCUCCCUCUUCGACUCCCGCUGCUUCUCAUCACCCAACUCCUCCAUGACCCCGCCCACCUCGUCAGCUGCCUGUCAUGUCAGUACAACAUGUGACCUCUGACCCUGUUGUCAUCACGUCAUUCAGACAGGUCAUGGAGCCCGUCUCUGUUGCCCGCUGACUGUUCGUUGACCAGCAACUGGGUGCUCUGCCUCCCUGACUUACUUAUGUCUUUCUUAAGUCAGGGUUUCCCCUAGGUUAGUGGGGGUCAAAGUGCAGCCUGGGGGCCAUUCGUGACCUUGGAUUAUUUUUCAUUGGUGCUCAAAACAUUGUGAAAAUAUAAUUAAACAAAAAAAAAAACAAGACUUUUAAAAAUGCAGGAAAAAAACUGUAAUGUUGAUAUUAACUAAUAAUAACACAGAAGUUUGUCUUACAGUAUAUGUACGACUUUUCCUUUUUACCAAAUAAAAAUCAAAUUGGCCCCCUGUAUUCUUAGAUUUUUUUAUGCGACCCUCAGUGAGAAAAGGUUUGGACACGUUAUUCCAAGCCCAGGGAUCAUCAAUGCAGCCAGUUGGCAACAUCUGGCCCGCCAGAACUAUCCAUUCAGGCCUCCGGACCAAAAUUCCUGAAUUCGAAAUAGGCUAUCAGGUUACAAAAAUAAAAAUGUUUGGUUUUCUUAAUCAUACAAAGACUGUAAAGGCUAUUUAGAAAAAUACUUUUGGCAUGUGUGGCACUAAAUGUAUUGCAGAUUGGUCACUUUAUAGUGAAAAUUCGAGACCGCCCCACAUUAGUGCUUCAAACAGCAUUGCAAUAGUUAGGGUGCUUAUUAAGAAAAGUAAUGUACAGAUACAUGUGUCAUGUAUUUCAUUCUGAAUAAAUAUAUAGAUGCAAAAGUU
This is a messenger RNA of Nerophis ophidion (straightnose pipefish), 4766 nucleotides long. Its product is annotated as E3 ubiquitin-protein ligase Topors-like. Lineage: Eukaryota; Metazoa; Chordata; Actinopteri; Syngnathiformes; Syngnathidae. The transcript is spliced from 4 exons. Gene Ontology annotation, biological process: protein monoubiquitination; protein polyubiquitination. Gene Ontology annotation, molecular function: metal ion binding; ubiquitin protein ligase activity. The record is from RefSeq and is a predicted model, not a curated record. Bases 1018 to 3993 code for a protein of 991 amino acids.